This is a messenger RNA of Hibiscus syriacus, 1694 nucleotides long. Its product is annotated as polyadenylate-binding protein-interacting protein 12-like. NCBI's taxonomy places the organism in Eukaryota, Viridiplantae, Streptophyta, Magnoliopsida, Malvales, Malvaceae. Bases 257 to 1330 code for a protein of 357 amino acids. The record is from RefSeq and is a predicted model, not a curated record. The transcript has 11 exons. Gene Ontology annotation, molecular function: RNA binding.
UUACUCCCAUUAAAAACACACACCCAAGCCCUCUCUGUCAAUUUACUGAAUCAUCUCAAUAAAACCAAAGAAAAGCUUCUUCUCUGUGUUCGUCGUUUUCUCCCUCGAUUUGCAGACCCUUUCUUUUUGCUAAUUCUCAUCACAUAAAGUGACGAUCUUUGAGGUGGGUUUUGGCUUUUACAUCAAUGGAGACAUUUAGAUAAGUCAGGGAAUCUGAAGCAUACCAUCGUUUUGUUAAGAGGAUUUGCAUCCGAUCAUGCCGGUUCCUGAAAACACUCUGGCUGUGUCGUCGAUCGGCUCUCAUGCGGUCAAUGAUUCCGGUAAAUCAAGAACCAGCAGCGAUUCCGUGGCUGCUGCUAAGACUAACAAGGAAGCCCGGUUUGAACAGGUCAAACCAGCACAAGCGGCCAUCGAUGGCGAUGGCGAUGGCAAAGCUGAAAUGCUAAAUGGGUUUAGCAAUGUGGAAAAUGGGGGUGAUGGUGAGAUUUUCGAGAAAAACAUGAGUGAUUUGGUUGAAAUUUUGUCUAAGCUUAACCCUAUGGCUGAGGAAUUUGUUCCUCCUUCACUUGCCAAUCACCACCACUAUGAUCAAAACCAUCAUGAUAAUCACUUUCUGGAAAAUGGGUUUGGUUUUGUUACUGACAAUUUUGCUGUUAAUGCUGAUUCUGGCAAUGGAUACACUAAUAGAAGGAAGAGGAACAACUUUAGCCAAGUGAAGAGAAGGUUGAAUAAUCGAACUAACCUUGCGCAGCAAGAGGACGUGAUUAGGAAGACUGUUUAUGUAUCCGAUAUCGAUCUACAGGUUACUGAGGAGCUUCUUGCAGGUCUCUUCCUGAGUUGCGGACCGGUUGUUGAUUGUCGAAUAUGCGGUGAUCCUAAUUCUGUUCUCCGCUUUGCCUUCAUCGAAUUUUAUAAAGAAGAGGAUGCGAAAGCUGCUUUGAAUUUGUCUGGAACCAUCCUCGGUUAUUACCCUCUUAAAGUGAUGCCUUCCAAGACCGCGAUCGCACCUGUUAACCCGACCUUUCUACCCAGGUCUGAGGAUGAACGGGAGAUGUGUGCAAGGACCAUUUACUGUACAAACAUAGACAAGAAGAUUACUCAAGCUGAUGUCAAGCUCUUCUUUGAAUCACUAUGUGGGGAGGUUCAACGCUUGAGGCUAUUGGGAGACUAUCGUCAUUCAACUCGCAUUGCUUUUGUCGAGUUCACAAUGGCUGAAAGUGCGAUCGCAGCCCUCAACUGCAGUGGUGUGGUUCUGGGAUCACUGCCCAUAAGGGUAAGCCCAUCAAAGACACCUGUUCGUCCCCGUGCUCCUCGCCUUGCAAUGCACUAAAUCACCCCGUGCUCCUCGCCUUGAAAUGCACUAAAUCACCCGUUCUCCUCGCCUUGCAAUGCACUAGAUCAUCCAUGCUCCUUUCUUUGUUCCCGACUUCAACUGCCAUUAUAUUUACAUACAAACAGCAGUACAUUUGAGGUACUUUUGGUGAUAAAUGUUAUCUUCUCCGUGCAUCGUAGUUACUUUUGCGGGGUUUAAUCGUGGUUGGUAUCUUUUAGUUAACGUGGUUUUGACAGACAUGAAUGUUAAUUUAUGUUUCAUGUUACAAUGGAUUCUCUGAGAGGAUGAUAUCCCUUCACAUAGAUUGCAAAGGCAUAUCCAACAACUAGUAACAGUUAAAUAUACUAUCUCUGCUUUUCUU